CGUACCCACCUUCCCUUUAACAAAGUUAAAGAUGGCGGAUGGAAAAAGCGGUGCUACCGGUUCUACACCAGAAACUUCUAUAAAGAGGCUUGACUUUAAGAAGCAGACACUAGACGAUGCGUACGCAGUACCGGCUAAUUUAUUAGAAAUAGAAGUUAGCAAUCCAGAGACUCAUGGACUAGCUAGAACUCGCUACACCGAUUAUGAAGUCAAAAUGAAGACCAACAUACCUGUCUUCAAAAUAAAAGAGUCCUCUGUUAGGAGACGAUAUAGAGAUUUCGAGUGGUUAAAAAAGGAACUAGAGAGGGAUAGCAAAAUUGUUGUACCUCAGUUGCCUGGCAAAGCUGUUAAGAGGCAGUUGCCAUUCAGAGGAGAUGAUGGCAUCUUUGAUGAUGAUUUUAUUGAGGAGAGAAGAAAAGGGCUAGAAGAGUUUUUAAACAAAGUUGCUGGUCACCCUCUGGCACAGAAUGAGCGCUGUCUACACAUGUUCCUGCAAGAGCCAAUCAUUGAUAAGAAUUAUGUCCCUGGGAAGGUUCGAGUUAACAAUUAAUGACAGUUUAUGUUAUGAAGAUAGCAGCAGCUAACUAUGGCACAUUUAUACAUUAUGCAAUUGUUAUCAUUAUUAUUAUUAUUAUUAUUAUUAUUAUUAUUAUUACGAUUAUUAUUAUGUGGAUAUUAAUUAGUAGUUGUGCUUUUUAGUGUUAAUUUAAGUAAUUAUUUUAAAUGUUGA
Messenger RNA from Amphimedon queenslandica, 730 nucleotides. Its product is annotated as sorting nexin-3-like. Gene Ontology annotation, cellular component: early endosome membrane; retromer complex. NCBI's taxonomy places the organism in Eukaryota, Metazoa, Porifera, Demospongiae, Haplosclerida, Niphatidae. Gene Ontology annotation, molecular function: phosphatidylinositol-3-phosphate binding. The coding region runs from base 32 to 550 and encodes 172 amino acids. The transcript is spliced from 5 exons. The record is from RefSeq and is a predicted model, not a curated record. Gene Ontology annotation, biological process: endocytic recycling; late endosome to Golgi transport.